Porites evermanni is the source of this 10316-nucleotide messenger RNA. Lineage: Eukaryota; Metazoa; Cnidaria; Anthozoa; Scleractinia; Poritidae. The record is from the annotation of a GenBank genome assembly.
AUGGCGGACGCUGUAGCUGAUGACGAUGUUACUUUACCAAGAGGUAAUGUGAAAAUGUUCUUUCUUUUUGAAACCUUUUCAGCACUCUAACUUCUUUGGAUCGUAGAAAAGAUCUCUCUUGCCUUUUUUUUGUAUAUUUCAUGGUAAAAAGGGGUUUGUUUGUCCGUUUUUGCCGAAAUUUUGUGUUAAUUUUAACUUACAAGUAAGCUCACUUCGUUUCUAUAAACCAUUUAAAUUAUAACUAAUAAGCACAUAUAGUUUGACCUUUUUAUGUUACAGCUAAGUCGUAUCAAAAAAUUUAUUCAGGUCCACUGCGCCACGCAGCCACUGAAUAAUUGUUAUGCUAAAAUUAUUGUACUUAAACAAGAACAAACCGAAUGUUCGAAACAAAACUUCAAUAUUUAUUAAAACGAACAAUAACAGAAACUGUAACAGUAACAAAUACAAAUGUAUACGGCAAAUGUUCAGUGAGGGAAUUUUAAUCUAUUUCUACACUGAUCGCUUUGACAGUGUCACUUACAUCACUACUGUAAAUAAAAGCUUUCUGUUGCAGUAUCUUCAACAUUCAAUUCGUUGAUCCCAUCAAAAGGAUCCUUGUUGCAUGAAAAUAAAAUAAUUGCUCAAUGUAACCGACUUGUUCCUGGAUCCUUCCUUGCCUGAUCGACCAGCCAAGCUAUCACCACAAAAUUUGAAGAAGAGAUCAUUCAUUUGAAGAAUUUAUGUACUCACAUGGACGUGAUCAGAUAGUUGUGAAACUCAGACGAACACCACUGUUUUUGUAAUAUGGCAUUACUGUUCAUUUGUGAACCACAGUUGAUACGUACCCAUACUCAAAGAUUAUAAUAUUGGACUAGACAUAUAUUAUCGCAAAAUCCUUGCGAAGCUUUAAAGGAUCAGCAGUGAGAACAAAGGGAAAGAAGCCAAAGAAAAAAACAUGAUCCGAAAACUAAAAAGGAAAAAAAAUGUAGAAAGUUUAAAAGUACUGUAUUUCCUGGAAUAAUAGCUGGGGGCAAUUAGAAGGGGGUGAUUAUUCGAGGGGGGCAGUUAUUUCAAAUAUUGCUCACCGGAAGUCAAGCCCUUAAAUAUUUUGUUUUAUUAUCGCAUUGAAUAAAAAAAUUAUCACAUCAAAUAAACUGAAUAUGGGCUUUUUAAGUGUUCCAAAUUUAGUUCCUUGAUUAAUUUUCAGAGCUUGAAUAAUCACUGAUUAGUUUUGCUGGAUCAAAUUUCCCUUCAACUGGACAGGCAAGGGGAUAAAAGAAAGAGAAGGUGGUGAGAGGGUGGGGGGGGAUUAUUGAAGGGAGGCGAUUAUUUCAAAUAUCUCCAUCAAAGAGGGGCGAUUAUUUGAGGGAGGUGAUUAAUUGAGCGACGGCUGUUAUUUGAGGAAAUACGGGAUGUCUUUGCUGGGAUUCAAACUCGCUCCUUCCGAAAGUUCAAUAAGUGAAGUUGGAUCCUUGACCAAUACGCCACACAGCCACUGAAUAAUUGUUAUGCUAAAAUUAUUAUGCGUAAAGCAUUUCUCUCUGCCGUGAAUACUGUUUGAAGUUGGUGGAACUGAAUUUAUCAUGAAUUCAAAGAUACAUUUGAAAAAAAUUAGCUAAAAGAUGUGUAUUAAAGCUAUUUUGCAUUAUUUUGGUCUUAAUUCACUCUCGUGUUCAACAGCAUGUGGAAGUACGGAGCUGAAACUAGUCUUUAAUUUGAUCAAUCUGUCACAUCGAUUAUCGGGGAAAGAAUCAAUUCAUUGUUGGUUUGCCUUGGUGUAGCAUGAAUUCAAAGGCACAGAUUUUAGGGAAAAUUAAGGUUUGGAUGGUGAAAAGCACAAGUGAAAUGCACUUUUGAAUAAAAUUAAACAUGAUAGUGCCCCACAGCAUUUGCAUUCACACCUAAUCUGGCAUUGCCUGGCAACCCAAAAAUACACCCUGAUGUCACAACUAAUUAAUGUCAACUGCAGACACCCAAGAGAUCUAUAGAAAUAUUCCCAAUAGAUGCACAAGGUGCAUUUUAAAAUCUUUAAUGCAGGGAUGCAGUUGUUAUCAAAAGAAUUAUUGUAAAGAAAAAUAUUAAUGCUUAUCAUUGAAAUUAAUAACUUAAAGCUGUUGUUACAUUUACUGUACAGAUCAGAGAUAUUUUUCCUCUUUUUGAUUUUUUUCUUUUGUAUCAUUUUUCGCAUUUACACGUAUUUUCCUUUGGUUCUACUUAUCUGCCUUUUGGGAUUUCAAAGUGUUACUGUUGGCCAUAUUAACACUGUGAUCAGGGUUUUCUUCUUGCAUGGGCAUUUUAAUGGGACAAGUAUUCGUACUAUAAAUUAUCGUCAGUGAGAAGUAUCUACUAGCAGUAUUUUAAAGUAUUCAUUUUAAAUUAACCCCUUAAACCCUAAGAGUGGUCAGCAUCAAAUUUCUCCUUUUAAUACCAACACUUUGUAAAACAGAUUGGUCAUGAGCAUUAUGGACAUCAUCAUCUUCUCCCCACUACUUCUGUAGGAAAUGAAUAGGGGCAACAUAUGAGUAUUCAAAUUUUGAUCUUAUGGUUUGUAGCCCUGUUUAACAGUAAUAACGUGUAUGUUCCAUUACUUUAUUAAGCUGCUGUCAACAAGAUGAUCAAGGAGAUGAUUCCCAAUGUCCGAGUGUCCAAUGAUGCACGUGAACUUAUUCUAAACUGUUGCACAGGUGGGUACCGUAGUAGCAACUCUUUCACUCUUGAACAUAUUUACAAUAAUUAUCACCGAAGGUGAAGUUCAUAUUGUUGAAUAGUCUCCGCGACAACUUUGCCAUGAAGUCAUUUCUUACCCUCAAAAUCAUCAACGGUAAGAUAUUCUUGUAUUUCAAAAAGUUCUUACUCUGAAACUUUGGUAAAACACCCAGUUCACGAUAGUGAUUUUGUUUUGCUUUAUAUUCACUGCUUAGUGUGGUGAAUGUAACAUCAUAGUCUAAAACAGUGAACCAAUUAGUGAAAGAGAAAAAAUAGCGAAAAAUUCCAACUUCUAGUUAAAUCUUUUCUUAUGGUUGAGAAUAAAAUAUUUUUGAAACUGAUCUAAUGUUUUCAGAUCAAAGCUGUGUAAAUCGAACUGAAACAGUGCAUGGAACCUUGCAUUUCCUGUUUUUACUCUCACCUAUUGUAUGGAAUAUGUGUGAAAAGCUUCAUUAUGAAUCAGUAUAAUUAUUCCAAAGAGCUACACAAUGACCAAGAAUACUAUUGACUGACAAUAUACAGAGCGGGAUUAGCUGUAGUGUCAACUAUUACUAGUGUAAUAAGAGUAAACUUUAAAAUGUAGUAUACCUGCCAACUUUUUUUGAUUUAUAGGUGUAACAUUUUUAUCCUGAGAGUGCCAGGAUUUUUCGUACAGUUCCGAUAAUAUCCGAAGAUGUUCUAAGAUGGUUCGAAGAUACUGCGAAGAGUUUCAUCUAAUACGAACACAGGAACAUGAAGAGUCACACGAUCUCUUCUCCAGUGACUUUCCCUACUAAAAAUGAAUAGGAGAAUUUGGAGAAAGUCAAUCAUUCACAUAGACUAAAGUCCAUUUCUUUAAUUCUAAAUUUGGUUCCAGUUUCCUUAAAUAAUUAAUAUAUUUCAAAAUGAGACAGUUAAUGCUGUAAAGGCUCAAAAAUUUUUACCAGUCAUGAGAAAUUAGAACACAGGCAUGAGUAGGCGUGAGAUCGAAGUUUUCAAUCCACAGGCGUGACAAUCAUGCCUUAGGCUUGGCACUUGGCAGGUAUAUUAUAGCACUGAGUGCAUGUUAGUGAUAUGGUUCAUUUCUGAUUGUCCCUUAUAGAGUUCAUUCAUCUAGUGUCAUCAGAGGCAAAUGAGAUCUGCAAUCGUCAACUAAAGAAGACAAUUCUCCCUGAACAUGUAUUCCAAGCUUUGCAGGUAACGUUUGUUAAUUAUAAUAAAGUUGCAUGUCAUACACAAACUACCAAUAAUCUCCUGAGUUUCAUUGUUCAUUGCCAGUUAGCAUACAAUUUUCAUAAAAAUUCUCAGCUUUAUUUUAUUUCAAACUUGGCUUUGGGGAGCAUAUGUUAAGUUAUGAUCUCCAAUUAACAUGAACAUCAAAGAUGCAGCUACUGAAGAGGUAUCCAGUGGCUGAAAGAGAGCAUACGUGUAUGUACCACAGGCUCAAUUUGGGUUCAAGCUAAAAAACAAAGAUAUGGGGUAAUUUUGAAGGUGCAGCUUAGUAGAAAGUUACAGAGCUUUUCCUUAGCUACAUUCUUGGAAUAUUAUGUCCUGCUAUUUCACAAAAUCAAUAGUGUACAAUUGGUAAAAAAGAUUUUAAUUAUGUGCUGAAAAAUUAAUGUCCUCUACCAAGUGAACAGAAAAAUGUUUGCCAACCUGUUGUCAGUCUAGCUAAGUACAAUGUAAGUACAUUGCAACUGCCUGAUUGUUGAAUAAUACAUCUUUCCUGCGUUUGAUAUUAAAAGGUUAUGAUAUUGUGAUGGAAAUAACUUAAAAUUAUAUUUUACUUGCUCCUUUGGUUUGCUCUUUUAGGGACUAGGUUUUCAUUCUUACAUUGAAGAAGUAAGAUCAGUUCUCCAGGAAUGUAAAACACAGGCUGCUGUAAGUACACUAUUGAUAAGAUGGUGAAAAAUUUUAAUGUUAUAAUAAACAAUACGUUUAUUGUACUUAGAAUAAUUUUUGAGCCUCUGGGAAUUGUCCCAUGGUAUGACUUCUCCAACCCAAUAACAUAACCUUCCGUAGAAGGGCAUAACUUUCUCUAGUUGUUAUGGUUAAGUGUAGGUUUACCACAGAACCUCUUCUUAAGGCUUUUUUUGCUCUAAUUUUCUUUUUUCACAUUCUUUAAUUCAACGGUUGUUCUUACUUGCUUAUUUUUUUAACAGAACAAAAGAAGAGCAAGCACACGGCUAGAGAAUCUGGUUAGAUUUAAUCGUUUUUUAACUCUUCAGUGUUCAAUACGUGCAUAAGGUUAUUAAUAGUGCAACAUUUGUUAUUCUUAUUUAUAAACCAUCUGCUUUACCAGUGUUUAAGACAUUAAAUAAUGUCCUGAAAGGUUGUUGCUUAAAUUGGAUUAUAGUCCAUAAUUUCAAAAAUAAAUUGCAUCAAUAUCCAUCCCUUUCAGUGUAUAUGUUGCAGUUAUUUUUUUAUUGCAGUUAAUUUUGUAUUUCCUUUGUUUUAAAUUCAUUUGCAUCAUUUUUGAUAUUAUCAAAAAACAAAGGAUAAAUAAAAAUUAACUGAGAUGAAAAAUUAACUAUAACAAAUAGUCUGACAUAUUUACAUUUGGAUCCAAAAAAUUAUGUACUAUGUAAAUGUAUCAAAUGUGGCAAUGGCUGUUGCAGAAUCAGUGAAAAUUAAAACUAAACUGGCUUGAAAUUUUCAAACUGAAGAAAAAUUUGCGCUGCAACAUUUCUACAUAUUAUUGUCUCUUGUGGAUCUUAUUUUGUUCUCCAUUAUACAUGUUGCUGAAGUCUUACAGUAAUAAUUAUUGGUUUUCUGUCAACAGUUCCUCUGUAAAAAAUUAUUUCUUGUUACAAUUGUGGUUUUUGAGGAGGACACAAAACAUUAAAAUUUCAUUGUUAAUUAACAAUAGUAUUGUUGCCUUUCAAGGGUAUUCCGGAAGAAGAACUUUUGCGGCAACAGCAAGAGCUGUUUCAUCAGGCACGUCUCCAGCAAGCUCAGGUAAAUCAUACUUACAGUAAUUACAUGUACCUGCAACUAAGAAUCUAAGUCUAAAAAGCUGGUUUAAGAACCUGUUAAGCCCCUGUUAGGCUUGCCAGUUACGGUAAGCUAUACAAGAACCUUUUUAGCCUAAAAUCUGAAACAGGUUCCUAUUUUCUAAAAUCUAUAAAAAAAAUUGGUACAACUGGGCAAAUAUGUUAAGUCAAUAUUCUGAAGCCUCUUUGGAGACUUAGAUACCUUAUCUCUCCAACUGCAAGGUAAUGGUAUGUUAUGCUGGUAUGCAGGUUUGAAAAAAUAAAGAUAAUGCUCUUAUAUAUCUAUAAAUUGUAUUUUUUUUCUUUAAAUUAAAUAACCUAAAUAGCCUAAAUUUUUGCUGAUUAACAUUUAUGUGAGAACCAAUUCAGGCUAACUUGGGAAAGUGCAGGAUUUUAGUCACGGGAUUUUACUGUAUUUACUGUAUUUAUAUACUAAAAUAAUGUAAUAACCUGCAACAAUCAUUGUAUCUUAAAGUUGCACUUUAUUACAAUGUAUAAAGAAAGGUAUUUAAAAAAUGUAGAUACAGCCUGUGAUUGGACAUUUAUUGCAAAUGUAAUAUUUAUACACUUAAUGUCAGAUCCCAAGGGAAACAGUUUUGUUACAACGGAAAACAAAACUAACUGGUUUCCCGAGGGACCUGGCAUUAAGUGUUUUGUUAUAUUUCUAGACUUUCACUUCAACAGCAACAAAAGAAUAACCUGAGCGAACCAAAACAGUCGACUCGGUACUUAUAGCAGCACAAGUUUAAUUCUUAACACCACUUUACAAAGUACUUUCCCUAUAUUAUCUGCAUCUUUUUCCUCCACCAGCAACUGUUUCUCUUCUGGGAUGACUUUAAAAAUCGUUGUUUUUUAGCUUGAGGCUUCGUGUUUGUGUUCAAGUUGUCGUGUUCAUUUACGAAAGAGAAAACUGGCAGUGAUUUUUCCGUCUUCUGUCCACUUUCCACCAUGCUUUGAUCACGUUCUGUAAUGUAGCCUGAGCAGGGGAAAAUUAGUUAAUGUAUCACGACCAGGAUACAUUUGAUUUUAGUCAAGGCCAUGUGACCAAGAAUCAACCAAUGGCAGUCCCUGUUUAGUUGAGUGAAAGUCUAGGAAUAUAACAAAUACAGUUGUAUACUGUACAACAUUGUCAAAACGUUGUUAGCGUAAACUUUCAACUGAAUCUAGAUUGUUUCCUGUUGGUUCAAAUUUUAGUGUAGUUGCUUAUUUAAUUGUUGCAAUGUGUUCAAUUUUCCCUUUUCUGUAAAAUUAGGGAUAACCGUCUUUUUUUGGAUUAUAGGCUGAACAAGAGGAAUUUCAGCAAUUUCAACAAGCUCUCAUGUUAGUGAUAUGGUUCAUUUCUGAUUGUCCCUUAUAGAGUUCAUUCAUCUAGUGUCAUCAGAGGCAAAUGAGAUCUGCAAUCGUCAACUAAAGAAGACAAUUCUCCCUGAACAUGUAUUCCAAGCUUUGCAGGUAACGUUUGUUAAUUAUAAUAAAGUUGCAUGUCAUACACAAACUACCAAUAAUCUCCUGAGUUUCAUUGUUCAUUGCCAGUUAGCAUACAAUUUUCAUAAAAAUUCUCAGCUUUAUUUUAUUUCAAACUUGGCUUUGGGGAGCAUAUGUUAAGUUAUGAUCUCCAAUUAACAUGAACAUCAAAGAUGCAGCUACUGAAGAGGUAUCCAGUGGCUGAAAGAGAGCAUACGUGUAUGUACCACAGGCUCAAUUUGGGUUCAAGCUAAAAAACAAAGAUAUGGGGUAAUUUUGAAGGUGCAGCUUAGUAGAAAGUUACAGAGCUUUUCCUUAGCUACAUUCUUGGAAUAUUAUGUCCUGCUAUUUCACAAAAUCAAUAGUGUACAAUUGGUAAAAAAGAUUUUAAUUAUGUGCUGAAAAAUUAAUGUCCUCUACCAAGUGAACAGAAAAAUGUUUGCCAACCUGUUGUCAGUCUAGCUAAGUACAAUGUAAGUACAUUGCAACUGCCUGAUUGUUGAAUAAUACAUCUUUCCUGCGUUUGAUAUUAAAAGGUUAUGAUAUUGUGAUGGAAAUAACGUAAAAUUAUAUUUUACUUGCUCCUUUGGUUUGCUCUUUUAGGGACUAGGUUUUCAUUCUUACAUUGAAGAAGUAAGAUCAGUUCUCCAGGAAUGUAAAACACAGGCUGCUGUAAGUACACUAUUGAUAAGAUGGUGAAAAAUUUUAAUGUUAUAAUAAACAAUACGUUUAUUGUACUUAGAAUAAUUUUUGAGCCUCUGGGAAUUGUCCCAUGGUAUGACUUCUCCAACCCAAUAACAUAACCUUCCGUAGAAGGGCAUAACUUUCUCUAGUUGUUAUGGUUAAGUGUAGGUUUACCACAGAACCUCUUCUUAAGGCUUUUUUUGCUCUAAUUUUCUUUUUUCACAUUCUUUAAUUCAACGGUUGUUCUUACUUGCUUAUUUUUUUAACAGAACAAAAGAAGAGCAAGCACACGGCUAGAGAAUCUGGUUAGAUUUAAUCGUUUUUUAACUCUUCAGUGUUCAAUACGUGCAUAAGGUUAUUAAUAGUGCAACAUUUGUUAUUCUUAUUUAUAAACCAUCUGCUUUACCAGUGUUUAAGACAUUAAAUAAUGUCCUGAAAGGUUGUUGCUUAAAUUGGAUUAUAGUCCAUAAUUUCAAAAAUAAAUUGCAUCAAUAUCCAUCCCUUUCAGUGUAUAUGUUGCAGUUAUUUUUUUAUUGCAGUUAAUUUUGUAUUUCCUUUGUUUUAAAUUCAUUUGCAUCAUUUUUGAUAUUAUCAAAAAACAAAGGAUAAAUAAAAAUUAACUGAGAUGAAAAAUUAACUAUAACAAAUAGUCUGACAUAUUUACAUUUGGAUCCAAAAAAUUAUGUACUAUGUAAAUGUAUCAAAUGUGGCAAUGGCUGUUGCAGAAUCAGUGAAAAUUAAAACUAAACUGGCUUGAAAUUUUCAAACUGAAGAAAAAUUUGCGCUGCAACAUUUCUACAUAUUAUUGUCUCUUGUGGAUCUUAUUUUGUUCUCCAUUAUACAUGUUGCUGAAGUCUUACAGUAAUAAUUAUUGGUUUUCUGUCAACAGUUCCUCUGUAAAAAAUUAUUUCUUGUUACAAUUGUGGUUUUUGAGGAGGACACAAAACAUUAAAAUUUCAUUGUUAAUUAACAAUAGUAUUGUUGCCUUUCAAGGGUAUUCCGGAAGAAGAACUUUUGCGGCAACAGCAAGAGCUGUUUCAACAGGCACGUCUCCAGCAAGCUCAGGUAAAUCAUACUUACAGUAAUUACAUGUACCUGCAACUAGGAAUCUAAGUCUAAAAAGCUGGUUUAAGAACCUGUUAAGCCCCUGUUAGGCUUGCCAGUUACGGUAAGCUAUACAAGAACCUUUUUAGCCUAAAAUCUGAAACAGGUUCCUAUUUUCUAAAAUCUAUAAAAAAAAUUGGUACAACUGGGCAAAUAUGUUAAGUCAAUAUUCUGAAGCCUCUUUGGAGACUUAGAUACCUUAUCUCUCCAACUGCAAGGUAAUGGUAUGUUAUGCUGGUAUGCAGGUUUGAAAAAAUAAAGAUAAUGCUCUUAUAUAUCUAUAAAUUGUAUUUUUUUUCUUUAAAUUAAAUAACCUAAAUAGCCUAAAUUUUUGCUGAUUAACAUUUAUGUGAGAACCAAUUCAGGCUAACUUGGGAAAGUGCAGGAUUUUAGUCACGGGAUUUUACUGUAUUUACUGUAUUUAUAUACUAAAAUAAUGUAAUAACCUGCAACAAUCAUUGUAUCUUAAAGUUGCACUUUAUUACAAUGUAUAAAGAAAGGUAUUUAAAAAAUGUAGAUACAGCCUGUGAUUGGACAUUUAUUGCAAAUGUAAUAUUUAUACACUUAAUGUCAGAUCCCAAGGGAAACAGUUUUGUUACAACGGAAAACAAAACUAACUGGUUUCCCGAGGGACCUGGCAUUAAGUGUUUUGUUAUAUUUCUAGACUUUCACUUCAACAGCAACAAAAGAAUAACCUGAGCGAACCAAAACAGUCGACUCGGUACUUAUAGCAGCACAAGUUUAAUUCUUAACACCACUUUACAAAGUACUUUCCCUAUAUUAUCUGCAUCUUUUUCCUCCACCAGCAACUGUUUCUCUUCUGGGAUGACUUUAAAAAUCGUUGUUUUUUAGCUUGAGGCUUCGUGUUUGUGUUCAAGUUGUCGUGUUCAUUUACGAAAGAGAAAACUGGCAGUGAUUUUUCCGUCUUCUGUCCACUUUCCACCAUGCUUUGAUCACGUUCUGUAAUGUAGCCUGAGCAGGGGAAAAUUAGUUAAUGUAUCACGACCAGGAUACAUUUGAUUUUAGUCAAGGCCAUGUGACCAAGAAUCAACCAAUGGCAGUCCCUGUUUAGUUGAGUGAAAGUCUAGGAAUAUAACAAAUACAGUUGUAUACUGUACAACAUUGUCAAAACGUUGUUAGCGUAAACUUUCAACUGAAUCUAGAUUGUUUCCUGUUGGUUCAAAUUUUAGUGUAGUUGCUUAUUUAAUUGUUGCAAUGUGUUCAAUUUUCCCUUUUCUGUAAAAUUAGGGAUAACCGUCUUUUUUUGGAUUAUAGGCUGAACAAGAGGAAUUUCAGCAAUUUCAACAAGCUCAAGCAGCAGCUUUCCAACAACAACAACAACAACAACAACAACAACAGACACUUCAACCCAGCACAUCAACUCUACCUCCUCCAGCAACCCAGUGA